AUGACGCGUUUAGUAACUCAAGAGGGCAAAAGGGAAAAGGGACGAGAAGUAGGAGACUCUAUGGAAUUAUGGCAGGUGGAAGACGGCCGACCUCCCUGGGCGGCGAUCGUCGUCUCCAAUCUACCAGCAGAUAUACGGUGUCGCCAGUCGACGCGAGAUAAUUGCGAAUCGACCGAAGAACGCAGACAUCCGACGAUGCGUUCAGCGAUAUCGGCGCGGGCUGGUAACGAAUUCGGCGAAGCGGCGAAAAAGCAAUAUCCAGAAGACCCAAUGUGCGCGUGA
Messenger RNA from Heterotrigona itama, 282 nucleotides. NCBI's taxonomy places the organism in Eukaryota, Metazoa, Arthropoda, Insecta, Hymenoptera, Apidae. The record is from the annotation of a GenBank genome assembly.